UGUGGAUUUGGCGUCACCUUCUGGACACAAAAAUCACUAGUGGAUCUGCAAUCAUCUAGUCAGGUCUGAUUCUGUUUCCGGUUUGUGCCUGCACGCCGAUUUUGCGAUCUACGUUUGUGUUUUCCAAACAAACCCGGCGGAUUUGAACGAGUAUUUUGUUGUCAUCAUGUCGACUGCCCUCGAGAGCUACAUCAACCGUACAGUGGCCAUAGUUACAUCAGAUGGACGGAUGAUAGUGGGUACCCUGAAGGGCUUUGACCAGACCAUCAACCUGAUUCUGGAUGAGAGUCAUGAGCGUGUGUUCAGUUCCUCUCAGGGCGUGGAGCAGGUGGUCCUGGGACUAUACAUCGUCAGAGGAGACAACGUAGCUGUGAUUGGGGAGAUUGACGAGGACACAGAUUCUUCGCUGGACCUUGGGAACAUCCGUGCUGAACCUCUUAACUCUAUAGUCCACUGACCUCUCAACUCUGUGGUUUACUGACCCCUACACCUGAGGGAUUGUGUGUGUGUGUGUGUGUGUGUGUGUGAAAGAGAAAGCUAGAAAUAGAGUAGUGUUUCAUUUAUCACCACCUGCUCAGCCAUAAGUGAUGUCCCUGUCUGAAGAGCACAGUUUAUCUUCCACCCUGAAGGACCCAGGGGACUAACGCUAGGAUGGUGAUGAAUUUGUGGUGAUAUUUUUUAAUAAAGUGUGUUUCGUUAAA
Coregonus clupeaformis (lake whitefish) is the source of this 701-nucleotide messenger RNA. RefSeq names its product U6 snRNA-associated Sm-like protein LSm8. The transcript has 4 exons. Gene Ontology annotation, biological process: mRNA splicing, via spliceosome. The record is from RefSeq and is a predicted model, not a curated record. Bases 167 to 457 code for a protein of 96 amino acids. Gene Ontology annotation, molecular function: RNA binding. Gene Ontology annotation, cellular component: U4/U6 x U5 tri-snRNP complex; precatalytic spliceosome; U6 snRNP. NCBI's taxonomy places the organism in Eukaryota, Metazoa, Chordata, Actinopteri, Salmoniformes, Salmonidae.